CUCCAGCUGACUUUACCCGAGCGUUACACAUCGGAGAUCUUACGGCUCGAUAUAAUUCAUUCUUCACGAAAAAAAUUCAAAGCCUAAGAAGUUUUCACUUAAAAAAAUGAUCGAAAAGGAAUAUAAAAAAAAAAAGAAGGAAAAUAUGAUUCCGAAAGUAAAGAGUGUUCUAUCUACUUCUAAUUUCUAUGCAGUUCUAGUCAUAUGUUGCAAUUGAACAUGAUUUUUUACAACGGUGUGCUUGGUUAUGUACAUUAUUAGGCUAGACAACCUCUGCUGUUAGAUAGUGUUGCGAAUACCCAUGCUGUGGAGUGCGUCAUGUACAAUAGCGUAUCGAGCCUUUGUCUAGUCCUAUGUGUAUUUGUUUUAUCAAGAACAUCUCUUCCGCUCCCGAUAGCAGAACUAGAGAUACCAGACCAAUCUAACGAUGUGUCUAAAAUUAAUGCUCCUGGAAGUGCCCUCGAAGAGAACGACAAUGACCCUCCGGUCUAUAUCAUGGUUCCAGUGGUCGGAGACCGAUCGCGACGCGGUGCUGAUGAUAGGAAAGUUGUCAAUCUCGAUAAUGUUUCUUACGAAGUUCCUACAUUCAUCAAGUUCAAUGAAAGUGCCAAAGGUGACAUCGAGGUGAGCCUCAUUCCAAAUCCUGACAGCAACUUACCGCAAGCCGUUCCACAGAACCCUAAUGCAAAUGGAAACGGGUAUGGAAAUAAUGGAGCUCCAAAUAACAACUACUGCCCUCCUCUGAAUAAUAAUAAUAAUAAGUCGCAGCCUAUGCAACCCGUCUGCCUCACCCUAAAUAUUGACAAUAUUUUCCCGCCUGGAAAAAAGAUUUCAGUUACCAACUCUAGUGAGAUCAAAGGGACAGGAGCUGUAUUAAGAAUCAAAUUCUCGGAUGCAAAGUUUGAUGAUUGUAAAUCAACUGACCUUUUAGGAGCAGGAUUGGACCAAGCACUCAGGCAGAGGUUGGAUUCACAGAAAAAGAGGAAGUUUAAUGAGGAUGAAGAAGAUGAAGACAGUGCUACGACACAGGUCAUCGAUCAGAAGACUUUACAAGAAUUGAUAUUUAAGAUCCUAACAAGCAAUAAAAUUCCUAACAGCACAGCGCCGACAGAGGAAGUUGUAUUCCUCGAUAAGUACACAACUGAACCUAGCCUGUCAUUCCUAAUUAAUCCUUCAGUUUUACAGCAAAUAUCAGGAAAAAAAACAACAGUUGGUACAAAAAGAAUGACAACAUUAAAAAGCCAAAGCUUCAAUUCCCCCGAUUUCGACAGCCUUCUAAAAACAGUUGAACAUAUAACAUCAACGAUGCCUAAAGAAAAACUAUUAUCUCUUUUAUCUAGUUUGAUUAAUAAAGCAGCAUUGAACAAAGAAAUGUCUACUAAUCAAUAAUAAAGUUUUUAUAAUACGAA
Molecule: messenger RNA, 1409 nt
Organism: Nezara viridula (southern green stink bug)
Lineage: Eukaryota; Metazoa; Arthropoda; Insecta; Hemiptera; Pentatomidae
Source: the annotation of a GenBank genome assembly